UUCGAAAAUCGCUGAGAUUGGAGGGUUCCUCUGUGGACCUCCGCCCCGGGUCCCAGGCUAGAGAAACUCCGACUUGUCAUAUAACCUUCAAGUUCCCAAACUCUUGUUGACCUUUCUUUCUACCCGUACGAACUUUGUACCAUGACUUACAGACUGCGGUCGCGCAAGAACCGUUUCUCUCAGACAGAGCGAGCUGCCCACCAAGAGCUAUUAUUAGCGGGAAGAGCAAACAUGACUGGGCUUCCUGUUCUGCCAAACGAACUUCUUGAAAUACUUUCCUACUGGCCCUCGAUUCCAAUUCCCGCCAAAAAUCGACGCGUUUUCUCCGAAAAAUAUAUGCCGCGCUUCGGCGCUCUGCUGGCACUUUCUCAGACUUGUCGCUCACUUCGGAACGUCUUCCUGCCACUUCUCAUCCUGCCUUGGGAGAAAGAGGUUGCCACUGAGCUUGUUCGACAGCUUGAGGUGGUAACUAUUAGGGACCCUUACCCUCGCGGUAUUUGUGGAGUAGGAUCACCUAAGGCCUUCUAUGAAUCUUUCGAUAAAUGCGUGUUCACCACUGUCAAAACGCUGGUUUUCCCUCCGAAUGGUUACACUAUCUUGUCGUGUUGCCCCGAAGUACGGAAAGUAGCUUGCACCACUAGAACUGAAUCAAUGGGUGGUAUAAUCAAGACGAUGAUCAAAUCCUGUCAACAGAUUGAAAGCCUCGACACCAUGACGCGAAAGAUGAAGGGGAUACGUGACUUCCGUGCAAUUAACCUUUGCAGCUCGCAUAUGACGAUGAUACCUAAAUAUCAUGUUCACAAGCACCCAAAGGCCUUGCAUGAUAUAGUAGAACACGUCAAAAAGAUCCUUCAGGAUAUUCCGGCCAGAGAGAACGAAAUGAAGACCCUCGUCGUCGAUUUUCGGGACAAAAGAAGGAUGUAUAGGGCGAAGGGCAUUCAUCCGCUUGUUUAGCUCUUCCUUUUGUGAUAUAUAUAUAUAUACAGGAUAAGGUACCUUUCUCCCGUAUUUAGGAUCCGCGGUGUUCUUGCUGCGCCACAUAUCGCCACAUCGUGUCAUGGCCUUGGUUGCUGUACGGAAUCCAUUGUCCCAUCACCACCUUGGGAUUAAGCGCUUUGACCUGGAAAUUUUCCGAAGGUGGAGCAGCCGUAAAAGUGACUUGUCCCCUCGUUACAUGACAAGGCAUGGUGCCAUGCUGUUCUUCUGGCGAGAGUCAUCAUGGCGCAGCAUACACCAUUAGUAUCAACCUUCAAGUUGACGCGAGACCGGCAUUUUAACUCGACCUUGCCUCGUUGCUAGAGAAACCGGUGUGGAGACCAUGGACCGCCUUCGUCUAAGGGCCUC
Molecule: messenger RNA, 1344 nt
Organism: Desarmillaria tabescens
Lineage: Eukaryota; Fungi; Basidiomycota; Agaricomycetes; Agaricales; Physalacriaceae
Exons: 5
Coding region: 142-954 (270 amino acids)
Source: RefSeq, a predicted model, not a curated record